Messenger RNA from Penaeus chinensis, 1380 nucleotides. RefSeq names its product protein FAM200B-like. The coding region runs from base 1 to 1380 and encodes 459 amino acids. Lineage: Eukaryota; Metazoa; Arthropoda; Malacostraca; Decapoda; Penaeidae. The record is from RefSeq and is a predicted model, not a curated record. The transcript has 4 exons.
AUGGCGUGUUCGAAGAGAAGAAAGGUUGAUGAUGAAAAUCGCUCCUUCAAGGAAGAAUGGAUACAACAGUAUGCUUUCACUCUUCCUACAACCAGCUCUAAGCCAAUUUGCCUUAUAUGUAGCGAAACCGUUGCCUUAGUGAAGAGCAGUAAUCUUAAACGCCAUUAUGAAACUAAACACAGUGGAUUUGAAAAGAUGUAUCAGCAAGGAACUGAAGAGAGAAAAAAUAAAAUAAAUAAGCUAAAAUCGCAGUAUGAAAGAUCAACCAUUGUUCUUGCCAGUACCAUGACAGCCCAGGAGAGAGCAGUAGAGUGUUCAUUGAGGAUAGCUUGGAUCUUGGGAAAACACAAGAAACCCUUCGCUGACGCUGAAGUUGUGAAAGAAUGUAUGCUGGAAACUGUUGAUACAUUGUUUGAUGGUAGACAGAAGAAUGAAAUUAAAGAUAAAAUAAAGCAGAUUCCAUUAUCUGAUUCCACAUCAAUGAGGAGAACAGAACUAUUGGCUAAUGAUCUUAUGUUGCAACUUGAUUUAGGACUGAAAGAAGCACCAUGUAUCUCACUGGCUAUUGAUGAAUCAACAGACAGUACUGACCAUGCUCAACUCAUGGUUUUUGUUAGAUAUUAUGAUGCAAGGAAGAAAGAAUUUUGCCAGGACUUGUUGGGUGUGACUGAUCUCAAAGGAAGAACACGAGAAGAUAUCUAUGGAGCUUUGAAAGGCAUGUUAGAAUCAAGAAAUAUUGAUGUUAAAUCCAUAUUUUCACUGACUACAGAUGGAGCCCCAGCUAUGGUUGGGCGAGAGAAGGGACUAGUUGCAAGAUUAAAAGAAGAUAAUGCUGACAUGAUAACUUACCACUGCAUAAUCCACCAAUCAGUACUGUGUGCUAGUCUUGGAGAUGAAUAUAAAGAAGUCAUGGAGACUAUCAUGAAGCUAGUAAACUUCCUUCGGUCUACAUCGGCACUCCAACAUCGUCUACUCAGAACCUUUCUUACCGAGGUCAAUGCAAGCCAUGAUGAUUUACUAGUGCACAACAAUAAAAAAUUGGAUCUUUUCAAAACUGAUAUUCAAAGCCAACUUUUGCAUUUUCCCAGACUUUUGGAGCAACAUAAUGAUGAAACAGGUACUAACCAUGUUCAAUUUAUUGAGAACCUAAUCAAUAAUUUCAAGAAUGUAAAGCUGAAACAAAUACUCUGUGAUUGUUCACCAGAAACAUUUUGGUCAAAGGAAGGAUCCCCUGCUAAUUUCCCUACUCUUCAUAGACUAGCAGUGCAAAUUCUCACAAUGUUUGGCUCCACUUACACCUCUGGAACAUCUACUGCAGAACAAUUUGAUAUGAGAUUCUAUGUACAUAUUAAACAAAAUGUGGGAGACCUUUCAACAUGA